Phycodurus eques (leafy seadragon) is the source of this 1488-nucleotide messenger RNA. It is a transcript of the gene cmss1, whose product is annotated as cms1 ribosomal small subunit homolog. Gene Ontology annotation, cellular component: nucleus; 90S preribosome. Lineage: Eukaryota; Metazoa; Chordata; Actinopteri; Syngnathiformes; Syngnathidae. The record is from RefSeq and is a predicted model, not a curated record. Bases 17 to 898 code for a protein of 293 amino acids. The transcript has 10 exons.
AGCGUCGUCGGGCAAAAUGGGAGACGACUUGGGUGACGAAUGGUGGCAGCAUGACUGUAAAUCAGAUGGUUCUGAGGUGGAGACUGAAGAGAAGAAAAGCAAGACAAAACGGAUAAAAGAAAAGCCGAACAUACAAAAGAAAGCAGAGAAGAGGAAGAAGCUAACGGAAAAAACAGUGACUGCAAAGAAGAAGAAAAAGAAUGAAGAGGUGUCACAAAUUCCGAAGCAGCAGAGCGUGAAGGAAACCUCAACAAAAUCCCCCAAAAAGAGAAAGAGGAAGAAAAAGACCAUUACAGAUGUGUUGGCCGCUUCUGACCCAAAACCAGGCUGUCCCGCAGACCUUCAGAACUCCCUGGCACAGUACUUCUCAGACAAGCGCUCCGUGAUCGAGCAGGAGGAGCUCAAACUGCACGAUUCUAGUUUUGUGACCUGCAACGACCUGACGCACAGCGUCUCGUCCUAUCUGAAGCACAUUUGUCCCAAAUGGGCAAAGGUUCAGAAACAACACACAGAAAAAAGUUCAGUGGUCCUGCUGAUCGUCUGCAGUUCUGCCCUCCGCGCCAUUGAACUUAUAAGACAUCUGACAACAUUCAAGGGUGAAGCCAAGGCUGUAAAGCUUUUUGCAAAACACAUAAAGAUUGAGGAGCAGGUGAAGCUGCUGCAGAAGGGAGUCGUUCACAUUGGAGUGGGCACACCUGCUAGGAUCGGCGCUCUUAUUAACAGAGAGGGAUUAAACUUGCAGGCGUUGCGAUUUCUGGUUCUAGACUGGAACUGGAGAGACCAGAAGUGCAGAAGGAUGAUGGACAUUCCUGAGAUCAAACUGGAUUUUCUUAAGCUUCUCGAGAGCGGGAUCCUGGACCGAUGCAAAGCAGAUAAAGUCAAAAUCGGACUGUUUUGACUCAAGUUUGUCAACUUGCCUCUGCGCUGAUGAUUCACGCGACAAGCUUACGGGUUCAAAGCUUCGUCCUGCGGCCUACCGCUGUUUGUUUGCCGGCGCUCAGCUUUUUUGCGAUUGUCAGGGUGCUUCGAAAUGUGCGAUGUUGUUUGAUCAAACACAAUGUCUUGGCAAGACCUCUUCAAUAAAUAAUUGACUGUCAAAUGACAGUGAUGACAUUGUUUCUUUCCCACGGUUUUACUCUCUCCUGCUGAGAACAAAUGUCAUUGAUUUGUUCCAAAUGCGAUAACCCCAACAGCAAAGAUCUUCAACUUUCAAUUGCACAAACAAGCACCUUGCUCCAAAUAAACCUGGUAAUAAUGUAUGUUGAGGAAUGACAUUAAUUACAAAUGUACUGUCUGUGUUGUCCAAUACCAAAGAAAAAAGGCUAGCAACAGAAAACAGGAAGAGGCAGUUUAUUGUGGUUAAUUAAUAACAGAACUCAACCGUCUCGCCCCACACUGAGAGGCCCGUCGUGUGUGCGUGUGUCUUUACGUAGCGAUACCACAGGAAUAGGAAAGAGGAAGCGAGUUCAGCCGCCUUCACAAAGAGCC